Molecule: messenger RNA, 6895 nt
Organism: Wyeomyia smithii (pitcher-plant mosquito)
Lineage: Eukaryota; Metazoa; Arthropoda; Insecta; Diptera; Culicidae
Exons: 8
Coding region: 2581-4290 (569 amino acids)
Source: RefSeq, a predicted model, not a curated record
UUCCGGCAUUUCUUACGGUCGGUCAAAUCAACUCUCUCUCUCGCGCGCGCUCGAGCAGCAGCACCGGGGGCACUGUUGGUUUCGUGUUUUGGCACGUGCGGUAAAUUUCGCGGAAAAUACUAGCGGAACGAACGGUUCCCGGAACCUACGCGCCGGUAUUGCGUUUGUUUUUCUUGCCGUCGAUGUUUCUUCCCGGUAAAAGGAUCGCGGCAUUCUUCGGCAUCGCGGAAGGCUGUAAAUAAAUAAUUAACGUUCUUGAAUAAGUGCGGAAACAUAGUGAGAACGAACAAGCUGGUGAGGUGGAACUUUUGUAACUAAGGCAGAUAAGAGUAAUAAAAACAAAGUAUCCAGCAGCGAGAAGAUCCGGUCCGGUUUUGUACAGAGUGAAACGUGUUUUUUUUGUGUUCGUGUUGUCCCACACCGAUGGAGGGAGGCUUCUGGACAGGUCCUGUCACCGCUGUCUGAUAACGCCGAAACGGACUGUCGACCUGUUACGCCAAUUCACGGGAAAAGUUUCCAAGUGUUUUACCAUUUCCCGCUCUCCCUUCAACACCCUCUUUGUCACGCUCACUGGCUCCACUUCUUUGUGUAUCUGUCUCUCGGAACAUGAACCGUUGAAAAGUUUUUGAGAUGUUUCCCUAUCAUUAUGCGAUGAAUAGAAAGGAUUGCAGUAUUUGAAAUUUGUAGUGGUGCUUUUAGAAACAAAAGAACGCAAAGACAAAGUUCUAGCCGAGUGAGACGCGAUGGUUGUUCGUUACGGAAACUCAACAGUUGGUUGAGUUCAGCAGGAACCGUGACAUAGAAGAUCAAUUUUUCCGUCCUGGGUGCGGGUGGACAAGAGGAGCGAACAAUUUCAAGUGAUAAUAGAAGAGUUCGAGCCGCUCAGUCGUCAAGCUUUUCAAGAGUUUUCGUAACUUUGAGGCGUACGAAGAAGACAAGAAAUUGCUGCUAGACGGGGAUCGCUGGGCGGGUGUGUGCGGUUAUGAUUUCGAAGAAGUUCGUGAUGGUUUUGUUUUGAUUUCUUACGGAUGGGUGUGCUGAGUGCGGGCGUACAAAGCCGUAGACAGCGUGGUAAUCUUACCGUUCGGUCCGAGUGCGGAGAGCAGAAGUCAAAAAGCGGCAAGUGAGUGUGCGAUUUCAGAUAUAUUUUCGGUUACCCGAGCCAGACGUGCGGGGUUUGGAAAUAUUGUUUACGACGACCGACGUCAGCUGAGGCAAAAUAAGAAAGAGCUACGAGAAGGCAGAGAACGAUCGCAUUUUGUAAUUCACUUGCCUAUUUCACAGUCGCUAGUGCUGGCAAAAUGCAUUGAGCAAUUUUGGAGUGCGAAAUAUUUCGAGUGCAGAGAAUAAGUGUGUCUGGAGUGUUAUUUUCGGUUCGAUCGGCCCCGCCGGAUCCGCUUGCAAUUGUGGUGAAUUUUGAUGCGGUUUUGUGAGUUCGCAGCAAGCACGGUGCAAAGUUUACUGAACAGGCUGGCUGCGUUGCUCGCGGGUUGGAUUUUGCGAAACCGGUUUUAGCCGAGCGCCGAAACCGAUGCAGAAAGUUGUCCGCGGGAGGACAAGAAGAGCGAGUUAAAUUGCCGGGAAGCAAGCGUCGAACCGCGCCGAUUCCUCUCCCUCACAGUGUUUUUUUUUCUGGAAAGUGUACCCGCCCGGUCAGUUCGUGCUGGCAGAGAAGAAAUAAAAUUCAAUAAAGUGAAGUAAAAGAGGAAAAUAGCACGUUCCGCCGAUUCAACGGAACGGCCCAAGCAGUGAACACAUAAAUCUCGUAGGUGAGCCUGCCAGCAAGCCAACCAAACCAUAGUCAACUAAAGCGACCGGAGUUGGCCUUUCUCUUCCUCGUUUCAAGGCAGUCGGCCAGCGAGCGAUUUUUUGCAAACUGGCUGCCAGAGAAGUCGACGCCGCCGCUGCUGCCAUCGUCGUCGUUGUUGCAGUCUUUCAUACGUGACUGCUUCCAAAGGCAGCCUGAAACAGAUAACUGAAGGAGACUAUAGACGAAAUUCAAGUUAGUCAAUUUAUGGUUAUAGUCAUCAUAGCAAAAAAGCUCCCAGUCAACGUUAUCCCGCAGUUGACACGUUGGAGAUAUUCGCUUUUCACAGCGACACGGUUAUUUGUGCGAAGCUUCCUGCUAGCAAGGACACGCGACAAAAACAUCUUACUCCAAUCGUUCCCGGUAAGUGCGACUCCAAAAAACGGUGCUGCCUAGCCUUGGCGAACCCGAGAGCAGAAGACAGGUCACACAGGACGAAGUCAGCUACUUCUAAGUUCGACCGGUUCACUACUGGUAAUUAAAAUGUAUCGAAUUUGACUGCCUGUAUACAGCGGAAACCAGCGAUGAUUUCAGUCCCCAUGUCGGCGAGCAUUUCCUCCAUAUAAAACCUCUGACUCCAAACCCAAACGAAACAAAAUAUGAUCGUAAAGUAGAGUAAUUAAGUGCUCCUCGCUAGUGUGUCUCCACACUUAGUCACACAUACACACACACUCUAGCCAAAUAGUAUAAAAGAUUAUCAGCGAAGGUUCUCUUCCCCACACUGUACAGUUAGUCAUCAAUUUUACCCGAACAAACACCCACACGACGACGAAAUGACCCACAGGAUGUCCCCAAAAACGCGCGUAGUGUUCAAAUUCAUUUUUGGCCUCGGCAUCUGGUCCUUCCUGGUGCUGGGUUUCUUCAAACUGAACGGCGAUCCGGUGACGCAGCAUCAGUUCCAGCAGACACCAAUCAACGGCCGGUUGCUGCUCAACAAGGACAACCGCUGGACGGGGAAUGAGGCGACCUCCACGACCACCGACCGGUACGCGUCCCCCGUUGGAGCCGGGGUGGACGAAGUCUUGGUGGACAAUCGAGCCGUCAUCGACGAUGAACAGCUGGUCCGAGACGUGGAGUCACGCAUUCCCUCGCUGCCGAUCGCCUACUGGAGCAAGCACAAGAAUGCCGUCCAGAAGAAGGCGACCUGCGCCAAGUAUCCGUCGAUCUUCGAGCUGGAGUUCAACAACAUCUACUGGCAGACGUUGCGCAGCUCGAACGGUACCUUCCAGCUAUUCGGAGCGUACUACGACAUCCGGAAGCGGUCCCGCAUCGGUCCAGCCGUGCGCAUUCUCGGCAUGAUCGACCGGAUAGAGCCGAAGGUGAAGACGUUCUGUCAGCUCUGGUUCGACGGUCAGAAGGAACCAUUCAUCGUGAAAACGUUCGAGUACAAGUACAUCUGGUUCAACAAGUGGGGUAACUACAAGCAGGGAAUCUACCAGCCAUAUUUGAUUGCUUGUCAGAUUCCGAAGCCCUUUCGGGGGCUGGUGCCAGCGUCCGUUUCACUUGUCGAGAAGCAGUGCGAUACGGCAACGAACAACCUGCGGGUGUUGUACAAUCGACCGCUGGACGACAAGAAGAAAGGCUUCGCGGUAUGCGUGAAGGGAUUGGACUUCCUGUACGACGAUCUAUCCGUUCGGUUGGUCGAGUGGAUCGAGCUGCUCGGCAUCCUAGGAGCGGAUAAGAUCUUUUUCUACGAACUUCAAGUGCACCCCAACAUAUCCAAGGUGCUGCGAUACUACGAGGAACAGGACCGAGUUCACGUGACUCCGCUGACGUUACCUGGAGGACAACCGAACGUCCCGGGUUUCCAGCAUUUAUUCCUCUCGAAGAAAACGACCCACAAACGACAGAAUGAACUGAUUCCGUAUAACGAUUGUUUGUACAAGAACAUGUACAAGUACGAGUUUAUCGCGUUGCUGGACAUAGACGAGGUGAUCAUGCCGAAAAUGGUGGAAGAUCGGACGUGGCGUGAUCUGAUGGACCGGGUUGUGGCGAAGGGUAUGAAGCUGAAAAACGACACCUAUCCGAGUUACAAUGUGCGCAAUGUGUACUUCUUCGAUCAGGAUCAGCACGAUCACGACUGGAUCAAGGAUACGCCACGUUACAUGCACAUGUUGCAGCACGUCCAGCGCGCGAAGAACUACACGAAACCUAACCAGUACGUCAAGUGCUUCCACAAUCCGGAGCGGGUUCUAACGCUGCACAAUCAUUUCCCGAUUGCCUGUUUGGGUGGGGCUUGCCAUUCAUUUCCGGUUAGCACGGAUGACGCCCAGCUGCAGCAUUAUCGAGCGGACUGCGUUCGAACGCUGAAGAAGAGCUGCGAGGAGUUCAAGGAGAAUCAGGUGCGCGAUACCACGAUAUGGAAGUACAAGGACGAACUGAUCCAGCGCACGCGCCGCACCCUAGAUCUGCUGGGCUUCUUUCGGCCGUCGUCGGCUGCCGGGGGCCUAGGCCGCGGGAAAGACUCCCUCUACAAGCGGUGAUUGUUGCAGAAGCUUCGGCACAUGUUUAAUCUCUAGUUACGUUUGUUCAUUUAUUCGGUUGACCAGCGGCGCGGUUCCGGAAGCUCCUCCGCAAAAGAGCGACAGUGCUGCGAUCUGCGUCGUCGAUGAGGGUGGCGGCCCUCCGUCGGCUCAAUCCGAAUAAAUGAACGAUCGAUUUGCGGCGAACAAAUGAACUGCGACGUGUUAUUUCGUUACGAACUGUUUUCCCACACUCACAUCAUGAUCAUGAUUAAUUUUAUUACUAAUUGUAAUCAAAUUACUACUUAGAAAGUCAAAGUAAUUUAUAACGCUAGCAGGAAUCGAUUGAAAAUCAAUGUUUUUCGUCUUGUCGUAAGGAGGAAUAGAAACAGGAAGCUGUGUGAUUUCGAAACUACUACUAUUACUGUAAUUUACUACGAUUUUUCCUAUUAACUACGGUUGAUCACUACUAUUGCUACUUAUAGGAUAGAAGAAACAAAAUAAUGUUUUUUUUUACGAAAAAAUGAUUAGCCGGUGUGCCUUUCGUUGUAUUUACUGCUAUUAAUGCUAGAAAGAUCCUCCUAAGGAUUUUGUUGAAGUUUGGAGAAGCGGUUCUACGAGUGCCGCGAUUGCCAGGUUGAACUAACAAUAACUUGACUUCUUAAAUUAUCAUGAACGUUUUAUACCUGUUGACUUUAGUGGCUUUAAAGGAUCAGUUAACGCGCAGCGAAACUCUGGGGUAAAAAUGUGAGGUUAGGAAAUUUUUAAACAAAACCAACCGGCGUCGGGCACUUGUUGAACACACGUAGCGUACCUUUCUUCUAGCCUUAUCUUUACUGCUAUCGGUUAAAUUUCCGCGAAUAUUUACCAUUACCCCGUUAGCUCUACCCAACUAAAUAGAAGCAUAUGCAUAGUCAUAGUUUAGAAACAAAAAAAAAAAAAACAAACGGUGAUGUUCAUUUAUAGUACUUUCAAUUUAUAUUAAAUGCUUACUCUUAAUAAAUUUAUAACGCACACACAACCACACUCACACUCAAAGUCGAGCCCUUGAACAAAUAUAAGCAGUGAUUAUCCUAUAAAGUUAGAGUGUUGUUCGUAAGCUUUCAGAUUUAGUCGUAACUUUGCACGGAGUUGUUGAAUUUUGAAUAAGGGCUAUCAAAAAAAGCGCAAAAUUUAAAAUGUCUUCAGAUGUUUUUUUUUGUAAUAUGAUACAACUUUGAUGAAGACGCCACAUUAAUCUAACCAGUCACUUUUGUAAUUUGAAAUAGAAUACUGCUCUUAUUUAAUAGUCUUCAUUGAAAAAAAAAUAUCUAGACUUAAUUGUUUACAAAGAGGACGGAUGAAUUUAAAAUUUAGAUUAUUACUUAAAUGACUCGCUCUAUAAAUCUCAGGCCUUCAACAAAGUUGUACCGCAUUACGCAUAAUACUUUAUGCAGCCCCGUCCGGAAAAGCAAUUGUGAUCUUGAAUGACGAACUUAUAAUAUCAGUAGUAGCAUCUCUAAAAAAGCCAAACAACUGUGCAAAGUUAAUUCAACAUCGGAAACAACAAAAUACAAAACAAAUAAACUUUUUCGCCAAAUCAAACACAAAACAAACACUUUGGGCACACUGCAAAUAGUCAAAUUCAAAACUUGCGCCACCAUUAGUGUAAAAAAUACACUCGAAAAAUCGACGACAAAUCAAUUCCUCACUGGAAGCAAAACCACAUCUCCCCCUCUUAGGCUAAGCUAAAAUCAGAUUUAGAAAAUGCUCUUUCUGUUACAAACCUUCCUAGGGGCCCGGAAUCUACAAAUGGAGAAGCGCGGAAAAGGAGAACAUAAAACAUACCUUAGCUAGGAUGUUCCAAUACCCAAUGUAAAAUAAUCGUAUUCUGUAUAUAUUAAAGACUGACUCUAGAAAAGCCGUACAAACUGCGGGCGCGCAGUUGGUACAGGAGAAUGAGCGAUAGUAAUCUAUUGUCUACUUAGCUGUGUAAGUAUCAGAAAGGAGACAAAAAAAAGUUGUGAACGCGAAUAGGUCGGACGCGUCCGCCUUGAGUGUAGUAGUAGCUGUAAAGUAAUUUAUUUUCUCUGCUUCUCGUCCACGCGUUAGAGCUUAAAAGAAACUCAAUAAUAAACACGUGAAAAUUUCCACUCAGAAAAAAAAAAACAAACAACAUCACAAAAAAACACUGAUUAAGUUUAGCUUUCGCCUCCGGGAAAACUCAACACUUAAUUCACUCGAAACCUUCGAAACCCGCUCGCUAUCGAUGUGCGUGUAGUAGGACUACACCAAUACCACAAUGCGUAUGUCAUUUCAAGUACCAGUUAUCCACUAGGACUGUCAUCAUUAUCAGUAGUAAGAAAACCCAUCAUAAAUUGUUAUCGGUGCACCACCCGAGAAAACCCCAACUGUGCAAAGAAAACGAAAAAGAAACAUUACUGCAAGGAGCAAAAAUCGUGUACAGUAGAAAUUUUCCUCUUUUGGAAGAACAGAACAGAUAGAGUUGUAGAACGAAUGAAAACUAGUGACGGUUACAACUUCAAGAAUAUGUAAAACCGGGGGUCAAGGGAAACAAAAAGGAAAAACAGAGAAGGAUGCGCAAUAAAGUCAUAUACAAUGCGGAAAAGUACGUGUACCCACCUUG